GUAGAGCGGAAAUUUCUUUGAAAUUCCGACUUAUCGAAUGCCACUUUUCCCUUAAAAAUUAAACUAUACGCAUGCGCACUUUUAUCACGUAUAUGAUGAGUAUAUAAAUUUACACAUACACACAAAUGUAUACGAUCGGGUAGGAGACAGCGUAACUCAUAGUGGGGGUCAAGAUUGAGGGGAAGUUCCGAGAUAAUGGAAUCCGAGUUAACGGAGUUCGACUGUACGCCCUUUUGGUUUUAGUCACUAAGUUCAAAACCAAAAGGGUGUAAAAUUUUUUUUUAAUUCCUAAUCAUAUUGUAGACUUACUCCAAAGCCGAAAUUUUUUUUUCCAAUUUUUAGUUACAAAAUAAUUCUACAAAACGACUGGCAAUAAAAAAAUUAUACGCCCUUGGCUUUAGAAAGUUUUCUAAAAUCAAAAGGGCGUAUAAAAAUAUGUCUUCUUGGAAUUAGUGACGCGAUAUAUAUAAUUGAAUUAACCCUUGAUUUAAUUUUUGCAGCGAUUGGCUAUUGUUUAUAUUUUAUGACAAAAUAAUUAGUAUUUCAAAAUUUCUAUCAACUAAAUUCUCAGUUAUUUAAAUAAAAUGAAUAAAAAAUCAAAAAAACCAUGUUACCCCGAGUACUCAACCGGAAACGGAACAGCAGUAGCUGAAGCGCUUGGUAAUUGGGGAUUUUCAAACGGCAGAACUAUUGAAGGCGGGAUCAGUCGCUUGAAAAAAAUAUUCAAUGAAAUGGAUAAAUUAAAAACAAAUAAAGGAAACAUGCAGGUAGUCUACAGUAGAAAAAAUGACCCAGAGGCUUGGCUGUACCCUCCAAGUCCUGCUGAGUGCAAACCGUCGUGGAAUUUUCCUGAAAAGCGACCGCUAAUUACUUUCAAUUCAUCUGUCGAUAUAAUUUAUGUGUCCAGUCUGGCAUCAGUUAAAAAUGAACUCGCAAAUCCCGCUCCUGGAAGGGAAUAUCGCGCUCAAGGAUCUCCUAAAUGGUUCAAAGUUGAACCCAUGGGUUCUUGUUACCAGCCAAGAUGCUGCGCACCUCAACACUCUUGUACUCGACCUCAUUAAUUUUUUUUUAAAUUAUUAAUUAAUAAUUAAAAAAUAAAAAAAAAAUUGAAAUGUCAUGAUUCAAAUGUUUUACAAAAAAAUAUAAUUAUUUUUGACAGCAUAAUAGUAAAUGUGUUAAAAUUAUUUGUACUUCAGUGCAAAGUAAAUUAACGAUGACGAUGACAUAGAAUU
Messenger RNA from Microplitis mediator, 1232 nucleotides. RefSeq lists its product as uncharacterized. NCBI's taxonomy places the organism in Eukaryota, Metazoa, Arthropoda, Insecta, Hymenoptera, Braconidae. The transcript is spliced from 3 exons. The record is from RefSeq and is a predicted model, not a curated record. The coding region runs from base 585 to 1061 and encodes 158 amino acids.